Equus caballus (horse) is the source of this 4445-nucleotide messenger RNA. The record is from RefSeq and is a predicted model, not a curated record. NCBI's taxonomy places the organism in Eukaryota, Metazoa, Chordata, Mammalia, Perissodactyla, Equidae.
CCGCCCCGCCCCGUCCCUCUUCGCCGCAGGGCGGUCGCUGUUGUGUGGGUGGCUCACUAUUAACGUUGACUUCAGCCACGACCCAUGGCGGCCUCGCAGGUCCCAGGGGAGAAGAUUAACAUCCAGGCGGGAGAGACGGCCAAGGCUGGGGACAGGGACCUCCUGGGGAACGACUGUCUGGAGCAGGACAGGCCCCCCCAGCGCUCCUGGAGGCAGAAGUGCGCCUCCUACGUGCUGGCUCUGCGGCCCUGGAGCUUCAGUGCUUCCCUCACCCCGGUGGCCCUGGGCAGUGCCCUUGCCUACAGAUCCCAGGGCGUCCUGGAUCCCAGGCUGUUGGUGGGGUGUGCCGUGGCUGUCCUGGCUGUGCACGGGGCUGGCAAUUUGGUCAACACUUACUAUGACUUUUCCAAGGGCAUUGACCACAAAAAGAGUGAUGACAGGACCCUGGUGGACCGAAUCUUGGAGCCCCAGGAUGUUGUCCGGUUUGGCGUCUUCCUCUACACUUUGGGCUGUGUCUGUGCCGCUUGCCUCUACUAUCUGUCCCCUCUGAAACUGGAGCACUUGGCUCUCAUCUACUUUGGAGGCCUGUCUGGCUCCUUUCUCUACACAGGAGGUCCUUGCCAAAAUACGAGCACGUAACUGAGGAGGCCUCGCAGAGGGAAAAGAAAUCUGCCGGUCACCAUGGAGAACAGAGGAGGGGACCCAAAAUGAAUGAUAUACACUAUGGGUAAGUUUUCAUGGGAGACAGAUGAGAAGAGAAAUAUCCAGCCCAUGGGCUGCUGCCCGGGAGGGAAGGCCUGCGAGGCUGUAUGAGAGAAUCAGGAAUUUAAGGGAGAGUUCUGAGAGGAACCUGGUACCACGCAUCGCUGGUUGCCCCGUUCUGCUUUGAGACUGGCAGGGUGAGACUAAAGACCUGGCCCGGCCUCUGCCCCUGGCUGGAGUGAGGGGAAAACUCUUUAUGCUCUGCUGACCCUCAAACCUGAGAAGCUCAAGCCACUUCUGUCCGCACAGGGGCAUCCUUCAUAUCUCAGUAGGGUGGAAGGAGCAGAGAUGGGGUGGAGAGGGAAGCCCAGCAUCUCCUCCAUCUCCCACGCCCUUGCUGCCUUACCUUGUGCCACACCCUGCUCUGUGCCUGUCCCCUCCCCCAGUUAGGGCCAAAGGGCUGAUGGCAGGUGAGCUCAGGCCCCCAGCCAGUGGCUUCCCACGGGCAGAGAGUACCCUGGGCCACCUGGACAACUUGGAUGAAAUAAGAGAGAGUAGGGGUUGGAGGAGGCCCUCUUCUCCCAUCCCCCCUCUACCUGAUGGGUAUUAGGAAGCUAAUUAACUGGGGAGAAUACCGACAGGCAGAGAUGCCCUUUGUAACCUCUUACUACUUAAUAUUCAGAACCUAUUUCACCUCCUUGUAGCAGAACUUCUAAAAAAGUCACAUAAUGAAUCACAUUAGAAUUCAUCCGAAAUGGUUUCCAUAAAGACAAUCAUUAUUGUCUAGUGAUGAUUCCAGGUGAGCGCACGGGCUCCCUGAGUACCAGAGCUGAGGGAGGGCUUGCCCCCUCUCCCUGAGGCCCACCCACUCUGUCCUGCUCCGGGAAGCACAGGAAGGGUCUGCUGAAGCUUGCCCACCCCUCCCCUCCUCACUGUGUCCCGCCAGCUCUGCUGCCUUCCACACCAGCAUUAAUACGCCAUCUAACAGCUUGCCUCGCAAUCCUGAGUGACAAGGGGUUGGAUGAGGAACGUCAUCCAGGAGAAAAUGGAAGGAAACUGGCUGGAGCCCCCAGUGGCUUGCUGACCUCUGGUGGCCCUUUCUUCCCUCCCCUCACUCUUCUGCCCAAUCCCCACCCCCACCCCUGCUCCCAUGCUUGGAUCUAGUGUGGCAAAAGAGGUGCUCUCUGGAGCAAAGGGCUUGCCCUGAUGACACUUAGGAUGCAGAGGAGCCCUGAGAAGCUGAAAGGCCAUCUCCUUGCCCCAGAGCAGGGACACCUGAUCCAAUAACCCUGAAGCCAGUGACGAUAACUUAGUUAUCGCCCAUGCUGGGACCUGGGCUGGGCGGAUGGGCGUCUUUAAAGCACCUUCCCUACGAAUAUACAACCUUUCAAAACUAAUCUAUGGUGUCGGAAGUCAGGAGAGCGGUUGCCCUUUGUUGGGGGGUGGAUCCGAAGGGGGCUUCAGGGCACAGAUUAAGCAGGCAUUCACUUUGAGAAGAGUCGCUGAUGUACACACGUACAACUUUUGCAUUCUUCUGAAUGUACAAUACACCUCAGUAAAACGUUUACCCCAAAACCCCUUUGUCAAGUAGAGAUUGCUAACAUUUCCAUAAUUAUAUCAUUGGAAUCAAGUACUCUCUAUUAGGGUGGGAUGACACAGACAGGAGAAGGCAGCGGAUAAUCCUCAAUUGUUUUCGACUUGGAUUGGAAUCAGUGUCUUACACACAACACACACUUGUUUGCGAGAGAUUUGCUUCUGUAAGUGUGCAUGCUCUUGCUGAUGUUAAAACCAACGGGCAGUUCUGAUCACACGCUGCUCAGCCUUGGGGGCGAGAUGGUUCAGAAGCAUUCCAGGUAGCAGGGAAGUCAGAUUGAGGCACGAUUCAGAAUUCGACAUAGGUCCUCUCCUCCCUCCAUCUCCUGUCCCUCCACUCAGUGUUGGAUGUGGUCACUGUUCAGGUCACUGGGACGCACACUUCUCUCCUGCUUUGAUGGGUACCAAGGUCAGGUCUUGAAUCAGAGCCACUUCCUCUCGGUAUUAAGGGUUGGAGGAGGGCCCGAGAGCCUGAUCCUAGAUUGGGGACGGUGGUACGCUGUUUGCAACAAGCCCCCUCCCUGUGGCACGCCCCUUAGCAGUGUGCCUUAGCCCCACUCCUCUCAUCAAGAGCCACAGCCUCUUUCCCAGCCCCUUGAGUGCGGGCUGGACUUUGUCUUACUCUGAAUGUGGCAGAAGGGAUGCUGUACGACUUCCCAGCCUAGGCCUCAAUAGGCCUUGCAGCUUCUGCUCUCCUCCACCUGGGACGACCCUGAGACUGCCAGGUGAAGGAGUCGGGUCCAGCCCCCUGAAGGGUGAGAAGCGACACGAAGCAAAGAUGAGCCAUCCCAGCUGCGGUCCUCAGACCAUCCAGCUGACAUCCAGCACCAACCACCACACAUGUGAGUGAAGUCAGUUUUAGACUCUCUGGCCAUCCCAGCCACCAGCUGACUGCACACGAGUGAGCCCAGGAGAGACCAGCCCAAGUUGUCCACCCACAGCAUCACGAGCAAAUAAACAGUUGUUAUUCUAAGCCAUUAAGUUUUGAGGUGGUUUGUCACAUAGCGAAUCAUAAUUGAUCUAGUUACUAACACCCUUGCCUGGGCGUCCACUGGCCAAUGCCAGCAUCCUAGGGGACAGGACUGUGCCCUCAAAUACUCUGUGCAUUCUUCCAUCUAGAAACUCCAGAAGCAACUUUUGCCCAAGAUUUGUUUCUUUGCUCAUCCCCACCAGUUUCCAGGCCUGACACGCAGUGCCCAUUGCUCUUUAUUAGUUUAAUAUAUGUUGAAGCUUCCAAACGGAUGCUGGGGCCCAGGUGGAACAGAUGAAAUGUGACUAAGUUCUGGGGAUGAUUGAUAAUGAGUAGGGACUGGAAAAUCAAUUGUGUUAAUUCCUGGUCUGUCACUGGGACCGAGAAUUAAUGAGAAAAUCUGUCUAACUUAAUGGUAUUUACACAUUAUACAGAGUGUGAUAAAACUGUCUGCAGGUGCUACUUGGCAUUCCAAUCAUACACGGCCUGUGCAGCCUGAGGGGCAGGCAGGUCUGAGUUGUUCAGGACCUGGGCUGGGCGUACAGAGACUUCCUGGGAGCUUUCAAGUACCUCUCUAACCUCUGAGUCGGUCCCAGGCACCUGCAUGGAUCUCACGAGCACAACUGGUCCCUGUCAAGUGUGGGGCACCCAACUGCCACUGUCUCAGAGAUUUGCUGAGGGCACAUUUAUGGGCCUGCUUUGAGGAUAACCACUCCAGAAGCUGCUGGGUAGUUGCACAAUGACUAGAGGAGGAUUCAGUUGGCAUGAUUAUGCCACAUAUGAUACAUGUUGGCAUGAUUUGAGAGACACAGAUGGUCCUCCUGACCCACAGGCCCAUCCCCCAGGGAAGGUCGGCACCAGCCCUGUCCUAUACCACACCCACCCACCCAGUCACUAUCGGAAGGCGCCUUGAAAAGCCUCAUGGAAACUGAUGGAAGAGCCUGCUUUGGAAUCUGAGUGUUUGCUUCCCUGAAACUCUGUAGACUAAGGCUUGCCCGGUGGAGGUGCCCCAACACCUGGUGUUCACCCCCUUGUGUGGUAUUCCUUCAUACUGAAUAGGGCUGAUCUGGGGGUUCAAUAAAAUACUGCAGAAAUGACUGUAUGUGACUUCUGAAGCCAAUUCAUAAAAAAAUAUGGCAGCUUCUGCCUUGUUCUCUCUCGUCCGACUCACUCUGGGGAA